Molecule: messenger RNA, 1645 nt
Organism: Oryza brachyantha (malo sina)
Lineage: Eukaryota; Viridiplantae; Streptophyta; Magnoliopsida; Poales; Poaceae
Product: ethylene-responsive transcription factor 1-like
Exons: 3
Coding region: 171-1277 (368 amino acids)
Biological process (GO): ethylene-activated signaling pathway; regulation of DNA-templated transcription
Molecular function (GO): DNA-binding transcription factor activity; DNA binding
Source: RefSeq, a predicted model, not a curated record
CGCUCUCUUCUCCGUAAAACGAAGCGAGAAAAGCAAACCCACGAAAUCUUCGCGCACGCAUUUUUUCGCGCAGCAGCGCAAGCGCUCUGCUUUUCGCGAGCACUAGCCGCGGCCCCGCCGCAGGUCGGGUCGGCCACUAGCACGAGCAGCAGCAGCGGCGGCAGCCAGCCAUGUGCGGCGGCGCCAUCCUCUCCGACAUCCUCCCGCCGCCGCCACGGCGGGUGACGGCCGGCGACCUCUGGCUGGAGAAGCAGCAGAAGAAGAAGAAGACGCAGAAGGCGCGGAGGCUGCCCCGACGCGACGAGGAGGAGGAGGAGGAGGAGGAGGACUUCGAGGCCGACUUCGAGGAGUUCGAGGGGGAGUCCGGGGAGUCGGAGGUGGAGGUGGAGGUGGAGUCCGACGUCGACGAGGCCAAGCCGCCGCUCGCCGCGCCGCCCAGGAGCGGCGUGGCUAGAGGUGGAUUGAACACUACUGUUGCUGGUGCUGAUGGCCCUGCAGCAAGGUCUGCGAAAAGGAAGAGAAAGAACCAAUUCAGGGGUAUCCGCCAGCGCCCAUGGGGCAAAUGGGCUGCUGAAAUCAGAGAUCCUCGCAAAGGUGUCCGCGUCUGGCUUGGCACCUUCAACUCUCCCGAGGAAGCUGCUAGAGCUUAUGACGCGGAAGCACGAAGGAUUCGAGGCAAGAAGGCGAAGGUCAACUUCCCGGACGGGGCUCCGGUGGCUUCUCAGAGCCAGCACACUGAGCCUUCCUCUGUGAACAUGCCCACCUUCAGUGUGGAAGAGAAGCCGGCUGUCAUGUCAGCAGGCAACAACACCAUGUACAACACAAAUGCCUAUGCCUACCGUGCUGUUGAAUACACCUUAGAGGAGCCAUUUGUGCAGACUCAGAAUGUCUCAUUUGUUCCCACAAUGAAUGUGAUUGGGGAUUCUUUCCUGAAUCUGUCCUCUGAUCAAGGGAGCAACUCCUUCGGCUGCUCGGACUUCAGCCAGGAGAAUGACACCAAGACCCCUGACAUAACAUCCAUGCUUGCACCGACCUUGACUGAGGUUGAUGAGUCUGCAUUCCUCCAGAACAAUGCCAGUGGUGCAAUGGUACCUCCUGUGAUGGGGAAUGCUAGCGUUGAUCUCGCUGACCUGGAGCCGUACAUGAAAUUUCUGAUUGACGGUGGUUCGGACGAGUCGAUUGACACCCUCCUGAGCUCUGAUGGAUCUCAGGAUGUAGCCAGUAGCAUGGACCUUUGGAGCUUCGAUGACAUGCCCGUGUCUGCCGAGUUCUACUGAGGGAUUUGGGGUGUAGCAACUGGUGCCUGUAUAUAAGAACAAGUGGAAUAAACAUUCCAGACAUCCAAGAAGCGCAUCUGUCAGGACCUGGGCGCCUCUAGUUGUGCUAUAGCUAUGUUAGUAUGUGUUAUGUCUUUAGCUUAGACGGUGAAGUCUCAAUUACUCUUUGGCAGUGGACUAUAUCUGUAUGUAACUGCUAUUGUGAGGCUGGAACAAGCUAUUUAGUUUCUACCUUAUCUGUACUUGCUAAGUUGCUAUAGAUGGCUGUGAACCCUGUGGCGCCAAUUAAUGUUUGCUAUAUACUGUGGUUGGUUUGAUAAACUCUGGUUUAAUGGACCCCUGUCAAUGUUCGUGCUAUGGAUGGGGAU